Messenger RNA from Diuraphis noxia (Russian wheat aphid), 2471 nucleotides. RefSeq names its product enhanced level of genomic instability 1 (gene elg1). Gene Ontology annotation, cellular component: nucleus. Lineage: Eukaryota; Metazoa; Arthropoda; Insecta; Hemiptera; Aphididae. The record is from RefSeq and is a predicted model, not a curated record. Gene Ontology annotation, molecular function: DNA binding; DNA clamp unloader activity; ATP binding.
UAUUGUGACUGUGACAAUUGUAAAUUUUGUGUUAUUGGCUUAUUGCUUUUGCUUAUUGUAAAUUGUAAUAUUAUUUCCGUGUCGAGUACCGUUACUAAAUUGUCCUUUCGCAAUCAUUUUUUAAAACAAUAAAAUCCAUUUUCGACAGUCAAUGUCAGUGUUAUUGCUGUGAUUUUACCAAUAACGUCAUCAAUUAGCGUUUAAACAAUGGUCGGACGCACAGCUAAGAGGUCAUCGGACGACUGUGUUUUUGCUGAUACCAAAAAAAAGAAAAUUUCCAAAGAAAUAAAAGAGUCUGUUGCGCCAGUGUCCAAUGAAAAAUCGUCCACUCUCUGCGACGGGGACUUAAGGCAGAAAARGGCAUUUUUUGCAUAUUUCGGUAAAAAAUUUACUGACAACAAAAACAGCACUGUCGACUGCAAUAAUGGCAAAUCGAAAACCAUUGAUUCCAACAACAGUGUGACAAAACAGAAUGUCAACACCAAAACUAGUUGUAGCGAUAGUUCAAAAACUCUGGUAGUUGAUACCUCAAAAAAAAAAGACGUUCUGCUGCCUUCUAACACUGCUUGUAUCACUAAGAUUAAUGCCAAUUUGCCUUAUAUUAGUAGUUUUGUCGAAGAAUUAGGAUAUUUUCCUAAAGUCACACACACUAACCAUUUAACAUCUUUGGAGUCAUCAGAUCUUAUACUCCAUUUGAAGGAAGAAGUAUUUCAUGAAAAUUUUAUAAAAAAUUCUAUUAUUAAAUUUCAAACUGGUCACUCUCCACCUAAACGUCUAGUGUUAGAACCCUACCAAAUGGAAAUUAAUUUUCCAUACAUGAUUUCAUCUUUAAAAACGUCUGUUCCAAAUUUUCCAGUUUCAGAUUUUCAUAAAAAUUUGAAAAAAAAGCAUUUAGUGGCAAAGAAAUCUACAACAGAUAUUGAAUCUAUGUGGAUUGAUAAAUAUAAGCCAAUGUGUAAAGAAGAGGUGCUUGGUAAUGGUAAACUUGUUAAAGAUUUAAAGAAUUGGUUAGCACCUAAUAACAAAAAUUCAAAAAAGUCAAAAAAAGGUCAAAAGUAUGAUGAUGAUGAUGAUUUUAUCUUUGAUAGUGAUAGUGAAUCUGGUUAUAAACAACAACUUAACUUAGCAAUUUUACUUGGACCAAGUGGUUGUGGCAAAACUAGUGCAGUUUAUGCUGUAGCUAAUGAACUUAAUGCAAAUGUGAUAGAGUUGAAUGCUUCCUGUAACAGAAAUGGAAAACGUAUUAUAACUGAUUUAAUGGAAGCUACACAAUCGCAUGCAGUGGAGAAAAACUAUUUAUUAAAUCUUAUAAAAGGAAAAAAUAUGAAAGUCAAAAAACAUAAGAAGAAAGAAAAAGCUAAUGAUAAAAUGACAAUUAUUUUAAUUGAAGAUGCUGAUAUUUUCUUUGAAAAUUAUGAUGAUGGAUUUUUAGCUGCAAUAUCAACUUUAGCUACAGAUUCAAAAAGACCAUUAGUUUUAACAGCAAAUGACCCUUUCAGUAAUCAUUUGCUAAAAUUUGUCUUGUCCAAUGAAAUAACUCUGAAUUUUUUACAUCCACCAAAAGAACAUUUAAAUUGUUUUCUACAGUUAAUAGCGUUAAAUGAAGGAGUCAUUAUGACAAAAGACGAAAUAAAUGCAUUUAUCCAUCCAUUUAAACCUGACAUUAGACAAAGUACUCUUCAGUUACAAUAUGUUUUGAGUACUGGAGAAAUAGAUCAGAAAGUCCUAAAUCGACAAUCCCAAAUAAGUUUAAAUUCUAUUUGGUGGAAUUGGCCUCAUUUGUUUGGUUUUCAUUCGACCAGCAUCAAAGACUCCAAAGAACCGAAGUGCAAUGCUAAUAUAUCUACAAUAUCUCAAAACCUAGAUGCAAUAUCCAAAUUAAACCUAAUCUAUUCAAAAACACAGAGUUAUAAUUUCUUAGAUCCUCAACCAUUUUGGCAUCACCUUGCCAUUAGGGAUAGUUCUAGUUUAAUUGAAACCGAUCAUUGGUCAGACAGUUCUGUUCAGCUUUCUACAGAUAUCACUCAAUGGAUAUACACUCAUAUUAAUACACAAGAUUAUGUUCCAGAAAAAUUCUUCCCGACAUCUGAGGAAUUAAAUUUUCGUCAAAAGGUAUGGAACACAUCUAAGGACGUGCUAGAACAAAUAGGCUUAGAUUAUUGUAAUCGCAAAAACGAAACAGGCUAUGAUUAUUUGUCUACUAUAAGAUCUAUUUAUAAAAAUCAACAUGGAAAUCAAUCUUUUGUGAACCUGAGAAAUUCGAAAAUGUUUUCGUACUUAAGACAGAUUAACAUUGUUGUUGACAACAAAGACUUAAAAUAUUUAUGUGACUCUUUUCACUCAGAUUCCAAUAACUGUGAUCCUCAAUUGGAAAUAUCAGACCAGUUUUAGUUUAUAUAUAUAUAUAUCUGUCAGAUUAUUUCUGAAAUAUUUUUAAUAAUUUAUUUUAUAACAUAUUAUAUUAAUUCACA